AUGGCUGCUCCUCCCGCCUACAUCAUCUCCAAGGUCGCCGACCCUAUCUUCGCCUUAGUAAUUGGGCUCGGCGCUGCUGCCACAAGGAUUAACCGUGAGGAGAAGGAGAAGGGCAAGACCACGCAGCAGACCAUUGCGGCGGCUAAGAGACGUCUUGGGUUGGUCAAGGCUACUGCAUAG
Colletotrichum graminicola M1.001 is the source of this 180-nucleotide messenger RNA. RefSeq lists its product as uncharacterized. Lineage: Eukaryota; Fungi; Ascomycota; Sordariomycetes; Glomerellales; Glomerellaceae. The transcript has 2 exons. The record is from RefSeq and is a predicted model, not a curated record. Gene Ontology annotation, biological process: protein secretion. The coding region runs from base 1 to 180 and encodes 59 amino acids.